AUGCCGGAAGAGACCAAUCCGACAAUCAUCGCCCCCGGCGGCGACCUGGUCCUCGCUGUCUGCCAGGAAGAGGGCGGCGAACAGUUCGCGUACCGUGUCGAUUCGAAAAUCCUUCGGGAGAACUCGAGGUUUUUUGAGAAUUUGCUGAGCGAUCGAUUCAACGAAGGACAGCGACUGUCAGCAGAGCUCGAAGCUCUGAAGCUUGCAGGACACUCAAACAUCGCAGAUGCGUCAGCAGACGCCCUGCCCCGAAUACACAUCGUGAACAUCGGUAGAAUAUCGAUUUCGAAAGCAUCGAAUGUCCAGAACCUAAUCGCCGACUUCCUACGUGCCGUUCAUGGACAGGACCUUGCUGUUCCAAAUCCUCCCGUGCCGAACCUCGCGAAUCUCGCUGUCGUCGCCGAUCGCUUCGAUGCGGUAACUUGUCUCUCGCGAUACGUACAAAGGAGGAAAUACCUGCAUCUGAUAGAUGCGAAGCCGAAGGGCAGGGUUAGUCCCGGCCUUCCGGAAGAGAGGGCGCGACAGAAGCUGCUUGUAGGUCUGCUGUUCGAUCAUCCGCCAUGGGUUACGCGGUAUUCGAAGCACCUGAUAAUGCGGGACUCGAUUCAGUGGAAACCCGGGAUUGAAGAGGAUCAUUCAAAGGCUUUGUGGUGGGAUAUUCCCUACGGCGUCGAAGACGAACUGAUUCGGCGGCGAGAGUGCAUACUGGAGACGAUCAACUCGCUGCAGUCGCACUUCCUCAAGCUGUACACGUCAGGGGAGCGGCAAUGCAAACUGGGCUAUGAUACAUCCGUUCAAUGUGAUUCCUUUCAGCUUGGCGAAAUGGUUCGAUUCUUCACAAAGCUGAGUACUCUUCGACUUCAGGGUACGAUAUACGACAACACCGAGCCGACUUACUAUUCUGGAGACAUUGAUCGUCUACUGGAGUCUCUCCGUCAGUGUUCUUCGUACCAGAUCGACCGCAACCACUCCCAUUGCGGUCUACGAGUCAGGCUAAUACCCUUGCUCGACCUGAUCCAGAAUCAGCUUUCUCUUGACACUGGUAGUUUGGAUAUCGGCAUUUGCGCGGAGUGCUGGAACUAUCAUCGGUCGCUAUACGCCUGGUCUUCAGCAAAGAGACCGGUGUUGUGGGCCCACCCAAAGUCUCUGACCGGAAUGCGCACGCUUGCAAGCCCUUACAUCAGGGGACAUCAGAGGAAUUCGAGUAGCUGCCUGAACAGGCAUAUCUUGGUCAGGGACAUGUUCAUGGCUGUGGAGAGGGACUGGACGGCUAGGGACGCUUAUUGA
Messenger RNA from Trematosphaeria pertusa, 1287 nucleotides. RefSeq lists its product as uncharacterized. The transcript is spliced from 2 exons. Lineage: Eukaryota; Fungi; Ascomycota; Dothideomycetes; Pleosporales; Trematosphaeriaceae. The coding region runs from base 1 to 1287 and encodes 428 amino acids. The record is from RefSeq and is a predicted model, not a curated record.